AUGCGAGAGGAGCUUGCCCGGAACGGAAACAAAGCCGAUCUUGUCGCUCGGCUGCAGGAGGACGAUAAGAAGAAGGCGGGCACCGAAGCGCAGACAGCUGAGGAUGAAAUCGACUACUCGGAUGACGAUGUAGCCAUCACCACCAAGAACCCCGAGCCUGCCGCCGAACCUGAGAAGCCGGAGGCUGCGCAAGCUGAUGCGCCUGCCGAGACCGAAAAGGGGACCGAGGCUCCUAGUACCGAAGGCGCGACUGCCGAGGGUGCCAAUGGCGAAGCUGCGAGUGCCGAUGAUGCCGCCGUCGAGAACUUCGCCCUCAAUCUCCCUCCUACUUUGGCCGAAGACGAGGUCAAGAAGCGCGCCGAUCGGGCCAAGCGAUUCGGUCUGGUUGAUGAUGAUGACGAGCGCAAGAAGUCAGACCGCGCGAAGAGGUUCGGGAUUGACAACUCUACUCUUGCCAAGUCGCUCGACUCCGCCCUUCCUGAUCGCCCCUCAAGCGCGGUCGCGCUCGUGAAGAUGACGGAGGUGAUGGCAACAAGAGACAAGGCAACAACCCUAGCAACGGCAACCGUCGGGGCGACAGGCGUCAUGGACGCGGUCGUGGCGGCCGAAACAACAACCGUGGGGACAACAACCGUGGGGGCAACGGUGGCGGACGUUCCCAGGGUGCCUCUAUCCUCACUGAUCCAUCGGAGAAGGCCAAGGCGGAGGCUCGUGCGAAGAGGUUCGGGUCGGGCUAAACCAUACGACCCCAGGCCCUUUCUCGAGGUGACCAUUGCGCACCCGUUGGGCUCGGAUUGA
Parascedosporium putredinis is the source of this 798-nucleotide messenger RNA. NCBI's taxonomy places the organism in Eukaryota, Fungi, Ascomycota, Sordariomycetes, Microascales, Microascaceae. The record is from the annotation of a GenBank genome assembly.